Molecule: messenger RNA, 2668 nt
Organism: Aspergillus nomiae NRRL 13137
Lineage: Eukaryota; Fungi; Ascomycota; Eurotiomycetes; Eurotiales; Aspergillaceae
Product: class I SAM-dependent methyltransferase
Exons: 9
Coding region: 19-2457 (812 amino acids)
Source: RefSeq, a predicted model, not a curated record
CAACCACAUCGAAACGCCAUGAGCUCCUCCCUAAGUAGUAGCUUAGGCGGUGUCGCGAACCGCAUGGACUGGCUCUAUGCCUACAUCGCUGGCACUGCUUUCCUUGUCUGCGGCUUGGUCGCCGUCGUUCUCUUAUUAUCUUCUCAAAAGCAGAAGGCCGGAUUCAACAAAAAUGGUGGCCUCUUGACCUAUGUGAAUUUUAUUUAUGCCACAUUCCUCAAACCCCAUGACAAAACUGGCAAUGGCCAACAGGACGCCUUGGAGAGCUUCUACAAGACACAGGCUGGUGCGUACGAUGCCACGCGCAAGCGCCUUCUACGUGGCCGAGAGGACAUGCUUGGUCUGGCUGCAGCGCAGCUGAAGUUUAAGGCGGAGAAUAAGGAGCUUAAAGCUGGAAAGGCAAUCUGGGUUGAUAUUGGCGGUGGUACUGGAUACAACAUCGAAGCUAUGUCAGCUUUCUUGCCCGUAAACGAGUUUUUUUCCCACGUCUACCUGGUCGACCUUUCCCCUUCUCUUUGUCAGGUAGCUCGUGAACGGUUUGCGCGACUGGGGUGGAAGAACGUCAGCGUUGUCUGUCAAGAUGCGCGGUCUUUCCGCUUGCCAGACGCAGACAGCGUUGAUCCACGGACGAAGACCGACCCGGGCGCAGAUCUCAUUACCAUGAGCUAUAGUCUGUCUAUGAUUCCCGAUUAUUAUAGUGUGGUUGACUCCCUCCCGGCGCUGUUGAAGCCGUCCGGAAUACUGGGAGUUUGUGAUUUCUACGUUCAAAGUAUCGUGGAUGUUUCGUCCCGCAAUUACACCGGGGGUGCCUUCAACCGCCAUGUCAACUGGCUUGGCCGGGUCUUCUGGCGUGCUUGGUUUGAUGUGGACCGUGUGAGCCUCGAAGCUGCCCGCAGGGAUUACUUGGAAUAUCGAUUCGGAACGGUUGUCUCGGCUAGUGAAAGAAACUACCUCCUCGGAGGAAUCCCGUACUACAUCUUCGUCGGAUGCCAGAAGGAUAUCACCUCGAGCCAAUCUGGUAGGGAGGCCAUUGAAAAACUGGAUGCAUCCUUCACUGAAUCGCCAUACCUUUCCCCCGCCAACCAUCGUCAGGAGAUGGAUAAAGCCAUUGAAUUGAGUGCACAAGAGGUACGCUCCAAAGCGUACGAAUCUGCCGUCAUCAACCUGGGUUCCAACCUCCCCCUCCCGUCCUCUUUCUACCAAAACCACCACUACCGGAUAUUCUACAACGAUCUGCUUCCCAAGCACACCCAGUUCAAGAACGAAUACAUCUACGCUUUUAACUGGGAAGACCCUCGCGUAGAUCACCGUCUACUUGACAUUAAACGAGACGACGUGAUCCUGGCAAUCACAAGCGCAGGGGACAACAUCUUGGACUAUCUUCAGAAGAGCCCCCGACGCGUGCAUGCCGUUGACUUGAAUCCUAACCAGAAUCAUCUCCUUGAACUUAAGGUUGCAAGCUUCAUUGCCCUUGGUCACCGUGAUGUCUGGAAGAUCUUCGGCGAAGGAAAGCACUCUGAAUUCCGCCAGCUUCUCAUCUCGCGACUGAGCCCACACCUCUCAAGCCAAGCAUUCCACUCACGCCACGCAAUUAAGAUGGUCCGUUACCUCUUCAAGGUCUUCGGACUGGAAGCGCAAGUGCGAAAACUGUGCGAGGCCCAGACAAUAGCCGAGCAGCGUGAAAUCUGGCCGCGUAUCCGCUCGGUCUUGAUGAGCAAGCCUCUUCACUGGGCUGUCGUCGGAACCGAAUGGUUUGCUUGGAAGGCCGCAGGCGUGCCUCGGAAUCAGCGAAACAUGAUCAUUGACGAUUUCUUCAAGCGAAACGGCCUCACCCACGACAUGAAACAGGCCAAGGACAUCAGCGGCCAAUCAAUUUGGGAAUACGUGGUUGAUACUCUGGACCCUGUUGUCAAGGACACUUUGAUCAGCAAUGACAAUUACUUCUAUUUCCUGUGUCUACAGGGGCAAUUCUCCAGAAGAUGCCACCCCACCUACUUGUCUCCCAAAGCGCAUGUGAAGCUGUCAUCUCCGGGGGCUUUUGAUGGUCUUCGCAUCCACACAGAUGAGAUCAAUGAAGUGAUCAAACGGAUAACACCGGGCAGCCUAACCAUUGCCGUGGUCAUGGACUCGAUGGAUUGGUUCGACCCCGAAGGGAACGAUGCCUCGGUGCAGGCACAGAAGCUGAACCACGCUUUGAAAAUGGGCGGUCGUAUACUGCUCCGUUCGGCUAGUGUCGACCCCUGGUACGUGCGACACUUUGAGGAGAACGGCUUCUCUGCACGACGUGUCGGCGCCCGAUUCCCGGGAACAUGUAUUGACCGGGUGAACAUGUAUGCCUCGACGUGGAUCUGCACCAAGACCAAGGAACUGGAAACGGAGCGACCAACUGCCGAGCGAUCGAUCUCUUUACUGUCGCUGAAUGAGAAGCGGUCAAGUGUAGAGCAUCUUGACCUAUAAUUAACAUUUGUCGAUCUACACAGCGAGUACGAGAAUCUAUUUUUACACUUAUGAUUAUUUUCUCAAAUAAAGUUCAGCUCAUUGGGUGAGAUUUGUCUGACUAAGAGAUGAGACAGCAGAUGAAAAUUUAUACGCUGUUGGUUACAGGGUGUGACCACUAACACAAUCGAUGUAUGUAUCUUUGUAAAUCAUGAAUGAAUGAAUGAAUGUU